UUAUUUGGGGUCUCCCGGGGGUGCGGUGCAGAAAGGCACCCGGGGGGAGGACUGAAGCACGGUGCCCGUGUAUGUACCGAAAGGAGCGCAUCGACCGCGGAGUCUGCUUGAACAGUAACGUGGUAUAACCUGUGGUAUAGCAUGUGUUAUACCUGUGUUAUAACCUGUGGUAUUACCUGUGGUAUAGCAUGUGUUUUAACCUGUAUUACAGCAUGUGUUAUACCUGUGUUAUAACUUGUAUUAUAACCUGUGGUAUAACCUGUGUUAUAGCAUGUGUUAUACCUGUAUUAUAACCUGUGUUAUAACGUGUUAUAACCUCUGCUGGCCAGUGGCAUGAGGAGAUCUUUCUAAUUUCGGCCUUUUUUCUUGUUGCUGUCUUUGUAGACUGGACGACAGAUAUUAUUGUUAGGGAAAGCAUGUGGAUGUGAGAGCUGCCCCAGCAUAAGAACAACCUGAAUGUUUUGUAUGAAACAGGUUUGAGGUCCUCUUCUUUGACAGUGUGUAGGAGAGACCUGAAGAUCAUCUCACACCUCAGCUUGACACAAACUGCAGACAGCAAAAUGACAGUCAGGUGAUUCAUGGCAGGGGACGUGGAAGGGUUUAGCUCCUCCAUCCAUGACACCAGUGUCUCUGCAGGAUUCAGAGCACUGUAUGAGGAGGGAUUGCUUCUUGAUGUCACACUUGUCAUUGAAGACCACCAAUUUCAGGCCCAUAAAGCACUGCUUGCCACCCAGAGUGAUUACUUCAGGAUUAUGUUCACAGCAGACAUGCGAGAACGAGAUCAGGACAAAAUCCAUUUGAAAGGUCUGACAGCUACAGGCUUCAGUCAUGUCCUCCAAUUCAUGUACUAUGGAACUAUUGAACUGAGUAUGAACACUGUUCAUGAAAUCCUUCAGGCUGCCAUGUAUGUCCAGCUUAUAGAGGUGGUAAAGUUUUGCUGCUCUUUUCUCUUAGCUAAAAUCUGCUUAGAAAACUGUGCAGAAAUUAUGAGACUUCUGGAUGAUUUUGGUGUAAACAUCGAAGGAGUCAGGGAAAAACUGGAUUCCUUUCUGCUAGAGAAUUUUGUGCCACUCAUGUCCAGACCUGACUUUCUUUCAUACCUGAGCUUUGAGAAGCUCAUGUCUUACUUGGACAAUGACCAUCUGAGCAGGUUCCCAGAGAUAGAGCUGUAUGAAGCUGUGCAGGCCUGGCUGCGCCAUGAUAGAAGACGCUGGAGACAUACGGACACCAUCAUUCAGAACAUCAGGUUUUGUUUGAUGACACCAUCCAGUGUUUUUGAGAAGGUAAAAACAUCAGAGUUUUACCGAUACUCCCGGCAGCUGCGACAUGAGGUUGACCAAGCCAUGAAUUACUUUCAUAGCGUUCACCAGCAGCCUUUGAUGGAAAUGAAAUCGAACAAAAUUCGUUCUGCCAAACCCCAGACUGCAGUAUUUAGAGGAAUGAUAGGACACAGUAUGGUAAACAGUAAAAUCCUUCUCUUGCACAAACCGAGGGUCUGGUGGGAACUAGAGGGUCCUCAAGUACCUUUGCGACCAGACUGCCUUGCCAUUGUCAAUAACUUCGUGUUCUUAUUAGGUGGGGAAGAACUGGGGCCAGAUGGCGAGUUCCAUGCUUCAUCCAAAGUGUUCAGGUACGACCCAAGGCAGAACACUUGGUUACGGAUGGCAGACAUGUCUGUGCCACGCUCCGAGUUCGCUGUCGGGGUCAUUGGCAGGUACGUGUAUGCAGUGGCUGGCAGAACCAGGGAUGAAACCUUUUACUCCACUGAGCGCUAUGACAUCACCGAAGAUAAAUGGGAGUUUGUGGAUCCCUACCCAGUCAAUAAGUACGGACAUGAAGGGACUGUGCUUGGUAACAAGUUGUAUAUCACUGGUGGAAUUACAUCCUCUUCAACUUCUAAGCAAGUGUGUGUGUUUGAUCCCAGUAAAGAAGGGACGGUAGAGCAGCGAACGCGGAGAACUCAAGUGGUCACUAACUGUUGGGAAAACAAAUGCAAAAUGAAUUAUGCCAGAUGCUUUCACAAAAUGAUUUCUUAUAAUGGUAAGCUCUAUGUCUUUGGUGGUGUUUGUGUGAUCCUGAGAGCUUCCUUUGAAUCUCAGGGAUGUCCAUCUACAGAGGUUUAUGACCCCGAUACCGAUCAGUGGACUAUACUGGCUUCUAUGCCAAUAGGCAGGAGUGGUCACGGUGUGGCUGUUCUGGACAAGCAGAUAAUGGUUCUUGGAGGCCUUUGUUACAAUGGUCAUUACAGUGAUUCAAUUCUCACUUUUGAUCCAGAGGAAAACAAGUGGAAAGAAGAUGAAUAUCCAAGGAUGCCGUGCAAGCUGGAUGGCUUACAGGUCUGCAGCCUGCACUUCCCUGAGUAUGUUUUGGAGCAUGUCAGACGUUGCAGCUAAAACAGAAUGAACAACCCAGUCAAAUACAAAAGAGCUAUACUAAUUUGUUGAAAAAAAUUACAAACAGUUGAAUUCCUGCAGAGACAUUUCCUUGUGUAUAAGAACAAUGCCCAAAUGCUCAAGAGAAACAGGAUGUACAGGCAGUGUACUUACCAAGUUUAUUAGAAAAGGUGAUAGUUGGUCUGACCUUGUGAAAGCUUUGUGGGUUUUUUUUUUUUGAAUAAAUGUAAUUGUAAGUAUGAGAAAAAAAUAUAUUUUUGAGUCUGCUUUUUUUUUGGUAACAUUUUAUGUCCACAAUGUGUUCUGUUUUUUUAAUGGCUAUUAUACCACUAUGCUUUUGAAGUAAGUUGAGUUUGACAAAAAUAUUUGUGAAAGGAAGAGAAGGAGGAUGUUAUUUUCAUUUUUUAUUGAGCAUCAAAAUACAGUUCAUCACCUGUACUUGGGUACAACCAGGUAUAAAGUAACAAGCCAACCAUUUCUGUAUUUUAUGUUGUCUUUUAGAUGCUUUUCCUAUUAACUGCAAAGUACUCUCAAAUCUACUAGGUGUUUUUGUUUUUCCUUAUUUACUUUGGAAAAGAAUUUUGACCCUUUUGCAUGACCCUUUUCCUGGUUUUGUAUAGCUGUACCAGUAAGUCUGCCAAAAUGCAAACUACACAUUUUCUACUAAAUUUAAAACAAAGCAUUUUUAUAUUCAAAACUCUAUUUCUAUGCUGCCUUCUAUUGUCUGUGUUGUUUGUUGGUGAGUAAAAAAAUGUAUACACACAUGUGCAUACACUGUAAAAACUGUAUAUAAAUGCAUCUUUUUAUGUGCAGUUACAAUAUUAUAUUUUAACUAGUGCACAGAUUCAGCCAUAUCUGUUGAAUUUAGGGUAUUCUUUCAUGAGCUAAAUAGUUCAAAGUUCCUAAGUGAAACUGGAAGCCUCAUUUGGUAUCAAAGUAUCUUUAGUGUAUACUGAUUGAUCCAGUAACCUUAAACUCUUUAUAUUGUUGCUACAUAAUGAACUGUUGGUUAUUUGUUAUUUUAUAAAUUAUUUUUUAAAAGUAAACUCAUUUUACCUGAGUUUCUUUUUGGUUUCAAUGUGCUGCCCAGUUUUCUUUUUUUGUUGAAAUUGAAAACGUCAAAAAGCAAAUGCUCAGCACUGCUGUAACCCACAGUUAUUUCUGGAACUGGAUACUGGAUAUGCUACAGUUUAUUGUCAAUAUUUUAUUAUACUCACACUUCAAUAUGAGUGCUCAUAUUGAAGUGAUAAAAUCUUUUUAUUAUUAUUAUUAUUUAACUAUUAACUGUUAAGAACUACUGUGUUUGGAAAAUGUGGAGUUAGGUGAUUGGUUUGUUAGUGUAAUUUCUGCUUCUUUUAUAAAAACCUCCACAACUAUGGCUACUGACCUUGGAGUGCCUGAGUAGAGAUGGCUGGUCCAAGAGGGCUUUGACUAUUCCAUUGUGCUAACUUGCAGGUAUAAAUGACAGUAGAUUGAUAAGAAUUAUCUGCCACGACAUAAAUAAUAACAGUAUAGUCCAAAUAACAUUUGGACUAUCUUUGUGGAUGUAAAUCAGCCACUUUUAGAACCCACAGGAGAGAUCUGGUGAAGCUGAAGGCUCACAUGUAGUUCAGAUGCUGAAACAUGAGCUGCAUAUUUUGUAAAAUCUUAUGCUGCUGUGUUUCAUUUUAAGCAAUAGACUUUACUUUAUAUGCAGCAAUGCAAAACCACUUUGUUCAGCAUCUUCCAGUCAGAAUUCACUGUAGAAAAGGAAUGUACAGUACUCAGGGAGUUCAAAAGAAUGCACUUACAAAGGGACCAAAAUCACCCUAAAUUUUCUAUAUAAAAACAACAUCUGCUUGUGUAAAUGAAAUUUCAAAUAAUAGAAGUUAAAACAAUGUGUAAAACUUCUCCUGUUGUGUUCCUGUAUCUUUGUAGGAAUUAUGUUUUGGGUUGAAAUGUGAGUAUUUGGAGCUAUAUGGCAAGUCAGCAGAUUUUUUUAGGGUUUGUUUAUUGUUAGAAAUGAUUUAUUAAUCGAGUAUAUUCAUAUAUUUUGAAAGAAGGAGGUAAUGUUUGCCAUCGUAGCUGUAGUGAUAAGUUAUUUACAACAGAAGGGACUGGACCAAAUAUUGAUAUUCAGCCUUCUGAUGCAGAAUAGUUUGCAGCUAAAUUUGUCUUUUUUAAUACGAAUUCAGUUUACUGAAUUAGAAAUCUAAUUUACUUUCUUGAUAGACUAACUUAAAAAAAAUGUGGCUUUACACUAAACCUCAGUUUCACUGUGAGACGUGUACAUCACCCUACAUGGGGAGAGAUAAACUGACUCUGGUAGGGGCUGCCUGUGUGCUGACUGUACAUAAUUCAUGGAAUAUUGGGGCACAAGAGAAAAAAACACAGGUUGAGAGAUUUUUGUUUGUUGGGGUUAGGGUUUUACAGUUGGUUUGUUUUAGUGGUUUUGUUAUUUUUUUUUUUGUCACCAGCUCAUUUCUUAAUGGGGCAGCAAGCUAAUCCUAUGUGAGGCAGCUGUCAAGGGCACUUCACUUUGUGUGGGGCCAGUGCCAGUGUGGGAGCAGCCCUGGCUCUGGAUAUCUGCUGUUCAGGAGUCAGAUGUCCUAAAGACAUGGCCAAGACUUUUUUAAAAGUAGUGGUAAGGAUAGGGGUGUCUCAAGUUACAUUUUUGAGUCUGCAUUUAAGCACCUUCUGAAGCUCUGUGCACUCAGCAGCUGCCACUAAAGUAAUUGGUGAGUGCUGACACUUGAAAAAUGAAGAACCAGAUGGGUUUUGGUGCUCUGCUUUUAAGCUCAUGUUUAUCUUCAGGUGCCCAGUUCUGAAAGCUCUUGUUCAGGAUUGUAGUAGUAAUUGUUCUGUGAAAUUAUAAUUGAACUGUUGGUUUCAGCUUCCCUGAAGCUGUGUCCCCAUUGAGAGGCUGGCUGUAAGCUUUCCAGCAUUAGGGAUGCUUGGGAUUAGAGUGGUGGGGAUAUGGGAGCAUGUUUUGUCAGUUUACAUAUCUACUGUGCUUUCAUUGUUUUGGACCUGAAAUAUAAAAAUUAGCUUCUCCUUUAUACUAUAAUGGAACUUUUGAGACAGUUACUUUGGUUACUUGGAGGGAUUUUUUUAAUUGAAAUUUUUUUUUUAAUGUUUGCUCUUAGUAUUUAGCUCCAGAUAACUUAGUACCUUACUAGGAACAAACCUAAGAUGGCUGAUAAGAAUUGCCUGUUACUAUCAAAUUUUGAGCGUUAUGGUCAGAUUAAGAUGGGGUUUAAAAUACAUUUAAAUGCCUCUCAUUUGUGAAGGAAUAGCUAAGUUAUGAUCUUUGGUUAUUAGAUUUGGGAAGGUUCUCCUGUUCCCAUCCCAUAACGGAAUACCAGCAAAUCUAAUGUCACCCACAUAUUUAAAAUGCAACAUAUGACUUGCUUUUAAAAGCAAAUGUACUUGCCUUUUUUUACAAAGGUGGACAUAAUGAGUUACAAUCUAGGGGGUUUUUUUCACAUCUAUAGAAAAAAUAUAUCAGCUUCAUUUCUUAAUUUAGCAACCAACUUCAGAAAUAAAUUUUCUUUUCAAACAAGACAAUGGACAAAAAGCACAGUGUUCCUGUAAAGGGACUGGAUACUGCCAGUUCCAAUUUCACAUGCUCCUAGGUCUGGUUUUAGGGGACAGAUUUUUUUUUUUUAAGUACUGCAUAAGGAAAAAAUAGCUCACUUUCUGCCACAAAGUGUUUGUUGGUAGUUUCAUUGUGGGGAGGCAUCAGCUGGCAAAAAGAAACUUUGGGUAUUUUUUUCCCCAUGAAUUCAGCUGGAAGAAGGCAGACCUUGGUUUUACAGAGGUCCUGCUGUUUCAGAAAGCACUGCUAGCAAGUGGCAGCAUAUGAGCUACCUGGCAACCUGCUUUUAUGCUACUUUUGAAAAAUGUGGAUGCCCUACUUCCUGCAGUAUGAUAGCAGUCCUGUUAGAACUAGCUCUGAGGGUUUGACUGCAACACUUCCCUGGUUCCUGGGCUUUGAAGCUAUUGAUUCUUGAGGCCCUCCUGCCUCAAGAAUUCCAAGUGCUGCAUUUCCUCAUGCUGAGAAUAUGGUACCUACUUGUGUCAGGGAUGAAGCUUCACUUGACACUCAGGAAACAGAUAAAAUUCAGCAGGUGCAAAUUCAAACUGAUGUAAAAAACCCCAUUGCUUAACUCAUGACGUCCAUUCUUUAGCAAAGGGAGAGUAAGCAUUGUGGGGAGACACUAACAGUUCUUUAAAAUAAACUUGUAGUUUGUGUCAGCCUGCAUUUGUCAAAGUCUAUUUAGAAGUAGUUGCAUUUGUAGAGGUAUUUUGCCUUUUUAAUAUACUUUUUCUUAAAAAAAUAAAUAGUGAAUUGGGCCCCAGAUUCUUCAGAUGUAGACUUCACAUAUGUGAAUAGUCCAAUACAAAGAAACAGAAAACUCUAAGGUACUUAAAGGAAAACAUGUAAGCACAUGUGUUACUCUGCCUGUGCUUAAGAGUUUAUAGGGUUGGGGCCAUCAAAGAGAACAUCCCUCCUGCUCUCCUGCUAAUAAAAAUAUAUAUCUAGGUGGUGAAGCUAUUUGAAUAAGCAUCUGUCACACAUGGCAGGGUUUGCCGGAGGAGAGUAGGAAAGAACAUAACUGGAAAACAUCUUAAAGCAUCUGUUUAAACAGAGCUUGCUGGUGUCCUGUAGGUAACAUUCUGAGAUUUUCAUGUUUGUUAAACACUUAAAAGCUGCUUAAAAGAAAUGCUAAUGACUACUUUUGCAUUUGUAUUCUAUUUUUGAAAGUUGGUGAGUAACUUGAAAAUUUCCAUUUUGUGUGGGUAAACGUCAUAAAACAGUUGUAUGUGGCAUGUGGCAGAAAAACUAAUUUGUUUUGAGCACAGCUUUCCUGUGUGUCCCUCUACUAAUUUUUUUACACUUCUCUAAGUUCAAUUUAUGUCAUCUUCUAGAAACAGCUUUCAAAAAUCAAUUUUAAAUACUUAUUGGAUUAAUAUUAUGUUGGUAGCUAGGGGAAAAUAAUUUCUAUGUGCAGGUAGUUUUUAUUUAUGGCUCUGGUAGAAAAAUCUUACUGUAAGUCUAGGAAAUGAAGAGCUCUAUAGGACUGUAAAGUUAGCUAUAUUUAGGGGGGCUUUUAUUACCUCAGAGGGACCCACCUAACUUUUAUGUCAGUGUUGGAGCAGGUGAAGGGAAGAGUGAAUUAUGUUUUUAUGUUAAAUAUUUUUCCCUACAUAUUGUUAUUUUUUUAGAUCUUUCUAAAAUAAAUUAUUAUAUGCUGGAGAUUGCAAUUCCACUAUAAUAUCCCACAAUUCCAGUGUACAAUAUCAGAUUGUUUGUAUUGAAAAGAAUGUAUUUGAUAAGUUAACAGGAAAAGUUAUUUUCAAACUGUACUGUGCUUGUGUCUAGCCAUUGGAAAUACUUUUCCUAUAGAAAAUCAAAAUUAUUUGUAUAUGUCCUCAUAUAUACAUUUGGAUUACCUGUCUAAUGAUUACUCUAGGACUGCUAUAAACUUGUCUAAAUAAUUUAAGAAUUGCCUCUUUUUAACUGUUUUAAAGCAUUUUUUCUUGUCUUUUUUUUUUGGCAGAAAUUAAUUUUCCCUUGUCAUGGAUACAAGUAUGCUCAGACUUGCAUAUGUGCUCUGUUUGGGUUUCAAGCUGAAAAAAAUGUAUAAAAUGUGUAUAAAGAAAAGUGUAAAUAAAAUAUUUUUAAUCUUUAAA
Messenger RNA from Melospiza melodia melodia, 8069 nucleotides. It is a transcript of the gene KLHL15, whose product is annotated as kelch like family member 15. NCBI's taxonomy places the organism in Eukaryota, Metazoa, Chordata, Aves, Passeriformes, Passerellidae. Gene Ontology annotation, molecular function: protein binding. Gene Ontology annotation, cellular component: nucleus; Cul3-RING ubiquitin ligase complex. The record is from RefSeq and is a predicted model, not a curated record. Gene Ontology annotation, biological process: nuclear protein quality control by the ubiquitin-proteasome system; protein ubiquitination. The transcript is spliced from 4 exons. The coding region runs from base 579 to 2393 and encodes 604 amino acids.